AUGUUUGAAGGCGGAACAUCAAUAGAUUCUCCAAUAUUCUACUCAUCUCCUACCGGUUAUAAAAUGCGUGCUCGAUUAUCUUCAUAUGGUAAUGAUAGCGAUAGCCGGGCGCAUUUAUCUGUUUUUCUCACAUUGUUGCAAGGUGAAUAUGAUGCUAUUCUUCGUUGGCCUUUCCCUUAUAAUGUAGCGUUUUGCCUGUUUGACCAAACUAAGCGCUCUCGUCAUAUUAUCGAUAUGUUUCGUCCAGAUACAAAUUCAAUUAGCUUUCAACGGCCGUCUAGUGAUAGGAAUGUCGCUAGUGGAAUACGAAAGUUCUGCCCAUUGGCAUUGCUGCAGAACAAAGAUAGUCCCUAUGUUAUAGACGAUACAAUGAUUAUUAAAAUUAUGGUUGAUUUUGUUGGUAUACCGCGUGAACUUCUACCUGAUAUGUUUAAGAUGGAUCCCGGUUUACCACCGCACGUUCAACAUUCUAGAAUUAAUGACAUCAGUAGCAAUUUUCAAACAAUUCAAUCUACUCGUGUUGCGGAAAUUUUACAAGCUGAGCUGCAGAUAUCACAAAAUGCCCAAUAUCCGCUAUCGACGAUCUCACCUUCGAUACAAAUGCUGCAUGCAGAUUCAGCGGCAAGUUCAUUAUCGGCUGAAUAUGACGACGAAGAUUCUGAAAUCGAACAGUCGCAUGAGUGCCGCUGA
Adineta ricciae is the source of this 690-nucleotide messenger RNA. Lineage: Eukaryota; Metazoa; Rotifera; Eurotatoria; Adinetida; Adinetidae. The record is from the annotation of a GenBank genome assembly.